GCCCGGCCGCGUCACGGGAGCGCGCGGCGGUGUUGGGCCGAGCGCGGCGGGGCCGCUCGGCUCCCGCUCCCGGUCCCGUCAUGCAGGCGGUGGAGCGGGACGGGGCGGCAGGCGGCCCCGAAGGGCCGACGGGGGCUGCUGAGGCCCCGCCGGAGCCGUCUCCGCCCAAGGCUGCCGCUGCUUUCGAUCUGCUGGAGCUGGUGCGGAGCUACCGGCGGCUGGAGCUCUACCUGGAGCCGCUGCGGGACGCCGCCGAGGGUGUCCGCUCCCUCCUGCGGUGGCAGCGGCCUGUGUGCUCUCUCCUGGUCUGCCUCGGCCUCAACUUCCUCCUGCUCACGCUCGGCCAAGCUGCCUGGUACUCGGUGCUGGCCCUGCUGGUCGCGGUGCCGGCCCUGCUGGGUUACCUGCAAGAGACGUGCCGGGCCCGGCCCUCGGAGCCCGAGCUGGUGCGCAGGAGGUACCACAGCAUCCGCAGGGAGGAUCUGCGCAAGGUGCAGCUCUCGCGGCAGGAGGCCAUCGCCCAGGUCAAGAGCUUCCUGAUCCAGCUGGAGGGGUUUCUGAACGGGAUGUGCUGCAGCUGUGAGGCAGUGUACCGUGUGCUCUACUGGGAGAACCCCACUGUCUCUUCCCAGUUUUAUGGGGUGCUACUGGGCACUAUCUGUGUCCUCUACCUGCUGCCCCUCUGCUGGGUCCUGGCCAUCCUCAAUAGCACCCUCUUUCUGGGCAACACCCAGUUCUACCAAGUGAUAAUGGAGCUCAAGGCCUCCAUCGAGCAGUGUGUGGGCUCCAAACCCCUCGAGAGCACUCCUGAACCUGCUGAAUCCCUGCCACCAGCUGCUGCCCCAGAUCGGACCCCCACCCCCACCAGUGCAGAGGACCUUACCCCUGGCAGUGUGGAGGAAGCAGAGGAGGCAGAGCCUGAUGAAGAGUUCAAAGAUGCAAUUGAGGAGGAUGAUGAGAGCUCUCAGUGCUCAGCAGAUUUUGACCUCAGCCUCCCAGACAAUGGUUUUAUGAGCAAAAAUGAGGUGAUCCGCAGCAAGGUGUCCCGCCUGACCGAGCGCCUGCGCAAGCGCUACCCCAGCAACAACUUUGGGAACUGCACAGGCUGUGCUGCCACCUUCUCUGUGCUCAAGAAGAGGCGGAGCUGCAGUAACUGUGGGAACAGCUUCUGCUCCAGGUGUUGUUCCUUCAAAGUCCCCAAGGCUGUGAUGGGAGCCACGGCCCCGGAGGCUCAGAAGGAGACAGUGUUCGUGUGUGCGCUCUGCAACCAGGUGCUCAUCAAGUGAUGAAACAGGCCCGGCCAGCUCCUGUGUCCUGCACUGCCUGAGACCUGGGACAGCGGGCAGGCACCCCUGCCACUGGCAGCCCGGAGUGUUUGGAUCCCAGCAUGGCAUUCCCCUGCCAGAGGAUGCUUGCACUCGUGCUCCUCCUGCCAGCGCCAGGCUGGACGGACCAGCCUUCCUUGCCAUGCACCAGCUGGGUCGCUGUGGUGGAGCACUGCCCACGGCUGUGCCCCAUCCCUGCAGCUGCUCCAAGCCCUGGGUGCUCUCUGGCACUUGCUGUGCCCUGCCACGUGCUUGCCCAGGCCCUUUGGCCUGGCUCAGUGAUGGAAGAGCCAUCCUCCCUACUCGUGGUCCUGCCUUCGCCUCCUGGGUGGGGCAGAACAACCUCAGGGCUCUGUCCCUACCUUUCCCAGCACUGUGCUAUAAGUGACUGUAUUUUUGGGAUCAGUUCAGAGCUCCUGCAUUCCUUGAUGGGGUCUGCACUAGCUAGGUCUUUCAUCCUGGCUCAGCUGAGACUCUGCUAGUCACUCCUGUGCUCCUCAGCCUCACUGCCUGCAGGUUUAGUCUUUCAUCCCUGAAUUUGGCUGUAACCCGGAGGAGGAAAGGGAAUGAGUUUGGAUUGGGCUGUGUGGCUGGGUCUCCAGUGUGACAAAAGGCAGGAGUGGUGCUGCUCUGUGCACUUAGUGACUGCUGCUUUCUACUACAGAUUAAUAUAUAAAUGCAUAUAGAGAAUGACCAAUAAAUCUCUUGUCCUCAG
Onychostruthus taczanowskii (white-rumped snowfinch) is the source of this 2040-nucleotide messenger RNA. It is a transcript of the gene ZFYVE27, whose product is annotated as zinc finger FYVE-type containing 27. Bases 81 to 1286 code for a protein of 401 amino acids. Gene Ontology annotation, biological process: protein localization to plasma membrane; positive regulation of axon extension; endoplasmic reticulum tubular network formation. Lineage: Eukaryota; Metazoa; Chordata; Aves; Passeriformes; Passeridae. Gene Ontology annotation, molecular function: metal ion binding. Gene Ontology annotation, cellular component: endoplasmic reticulum tubular network; growth cone membrane. The transcript is spliced from 11 exons. The record is from RefSeq and is a predicted model, not a curated record.